Messenger RNA from Selaginella moellendorffii, 583 nucleotides. RefSeq lists its product as uncharacterized. The transcript is spliced from 2 exons. The coding region runs from base 5 to 532 and encodes 175 amino acids. The record is from RefSeq and is a predicted model, not a curated record. Lineage: Eukaryota; Viridiplantae; Streptophyta; Lycopodiopsida; Selaginellales; Selaginellaceae.
AGCAAUGCCAAAGUUUUUAGAAUGGUUCUUUACUCCCUUUUUUCCUUCCGAAAGUAUAAAUACUCGAACCCUAAACUCUCGUGACUUGGCUAUGGCGACUACAAGCAACGACGCACUUGCGGCAUGGAAGGCUCAGUUGGCGUUUAAAGGAAAGGUGAGAACGUCCCUGAUAGGCGAUCUUCUGGGGUUAGUGGCGCCGAGCAUCCCAAAACGCGAACAAGAGGAGCUGCAAUCGCUGCUCGCCGCGAGUGGCAUCCACAGAGGAGAACAGCUGCGGAAAUUCGAUGCCGGCAAGCUUCUCGAUAUGGGCGUCUCGGAAUGGGUGUGCAAGGUGCUGCUGGAGAAAGAGAUCAUACGCUCAGGAAUAUCGACUCCCGUGGCGAUGAGUGCGCUAGCGGCGUCGCGUGUGGACAUCAAGUCGUCGGACCUGGCGAUUUUCGACGGGGGAUAUGCAAGCGAGGAGCUGCUGGAUCGGCUCCACAAGGAAUUCCGCUGCAAGCCGUGGUUGGAUCUGGCAAAGGCAGACAUGUGAGAGGAUGAUGCUGAAGCCUUAGAUUUCCGAAAGAAGGAGGUGGAGGCUCUC